Molecule: messenger RNA, 1934 nt
Organism: Closterium sp. NIES-67
Lineage: Eukaryota; Viridiplantae; Streptophyta; Zygnematophyceae; Desmidiales; Closteriaceae
Source: the annotation of a GenBank genome assembly
AUCAGGACGGUAGAAGGCUGGAAGGUGGUCUUGGCACCAGAGGAUCGGGAGCGGAUAAUCAGGAGGGUGCACGCACGGCAGUUGGGGCAAUACGGCAUGAGAAAUUGGGGCAAUAUGGCAGUGCACGCACCCGGCAACUGCUGGCCAGUAGCUACUGGUGGGCAGGGAUGAGGAAGGAGGUGGCUGAGAGAGUGGGGAAAUGUGAGACAUGCCAGAAAAACAAAGUGGUGUUAGAACGAGGACGGGAAGAGCUGCAGUCCCUGCCAAUACGGGGACUGGGAUUCCGAUGGUCUCUGGACCUGGCAGGAGAAUUGCCACUCUCACGGCGAGGCAAGCAGUACAUUGUAGUAAUGGUAGAGCACACCAGCAAAUGGGUGGAGGCGAGAGCACUGUCCAGCAAGAGUAGUGUGCUCAUCAAAGAAGCCUUUGUCGAGCAAGUGCUGAGCAGGUUCGGGGCCUGAGGGGAAGUUCUAACGGACCAAGGGACAGAGUUUCAAGGGGCGUUUGAUGGCAUGCUGAAGGAAGCCGGCAUCACACACAGGCAGACAUCUCGCUACCAUCCGCAGUCGGACGGCCUGAAAGAGAGACUCAUCCAGACAAUCAAGAAGGGGUUGAGGGCGUACAGUGAAGGGCAGAAGCGAGAUUGGGAUCUGGAACUGCCAUGGGUGCUGGCCGGAUACCGUUUCGCAAAGCAGGCCGCCUUGCAAGACACGUCUCCGUAUCACCUAUUGUACGGGAGGGAACCAGUACUGCCGGUAGAUGCACCGAAGCUACUCAGUGACGUAGUGACAGCAGGAAACGCCGAGAACUGGGCGGCACUGGCAAGUAAGCAGGCGGCGUACCUAAAAGAGCUACUGCCUGCAGCAUUGAAAAAUCUUCAUGUGACAGAACUCAGAGAUGCCAGACGCUACCAACAGCGAAAGGAGGGAGGGACAGGAGGAGGCCCAUCACGAGAGCGAAGGUGGGGAAGUCUAUCCUCACUGAGCAAAGAAAGACGCAUUAGACAUAGCUGUGGGGUCGGAGCGGUGUAAGGUGAAAGAGGUCAGAGCAUCAGGGGUGCUGGUCCUGGAGAAUGAUCAAGGGGAGCGCCGGCGGGGGUACAUCACGAAUGUAGCAGCCGCCAGCAAUAUGGCAACCAAGACACAUGGUCCCGUCACCAGAGCAGUGGCAGCACAUGCCUUGGCACGGGAGGGGGCAGGAUAGCUUGGUUGACACAUGACGCUGUGAAAGCAGAAAAGACUAAAAAGGGGGGGGAGGAACCUGGCUGGAAGUCAAGAGUCAGGAACACAGCUAGGGAGGAGGAGACAGGAGCAGAGACGGCAUGGAACAUGACACCUGUCAUGUUAUCAGAGCCGGAGGAGGCUCCAGAUGGGAUUCCAUAUCAGGAAAAGAGAUUGAUGGCAGGGUAUAAGAAAGCGAGAUAAAAGAACUGUAGAAAGGUGUUUCAUGUGAGAGUUGGAGAAGCCGAGGUGGGACGGCCGUAUCGCAGAUGACGGCAAUCGAGGACCACAUGAGGUCAGCCUGGGUGAGUCGCGGGGUAGUCACAAGCUCUCUAGGGAAUUCCAGGCGCCAUCACAAAGAGUAAUUGGAAGUAGCCAGCUGGGGAGAGGAGGUGAAACCCUCGAGAGUGUUGUGAUAUAAUUCAUACUUAGCGUUUCUGUAAGUCGAUUAUCGGUAGAUAGUGUCGAAUCCCACUGUAGAAUAUAAUUCCGUAGGAUGGCGUCAGCAAAUAGCGCUCAUUAAGAGGACAGUCGUAUCAGUCACGCGAACAGUUGCAUCUCUUCAUUAUCAUCUAGGGCGCAUAGCGCGAUAGUGAUGAACAUGUACAUUAGCAAAUAGGUACUUUCCUAGAGCUAUAUAUCCUUGUUACCGUAAUCCCCCGGAUAUAACACCCUAUGGUGGAUAUAAUCAUUCAUUAAAAAUUUGACUGGGUG